AUGACUAUAGACUACUAUAAUAUUAAUAAUUCCGAGACUGUUGCACAUGGUAUUACUUUGGGAUCUGCAAUAGUGGGUGUUUUUUAUAAAAAUGUGACUGACACAUACGAUACAAAGAGUAAAUUACUAAGUCAAUUUGAAUUAGCGUGCAAAACUGAUGGACCGGAUCCAUUUAAGAAUGUGUUACCUAGGCAGACUAGUGAACCAUCGCGAGGAUUAUCUAUGAGAUUAGUAGACUUUCGGAGAGUCUGCCUGGUAAUGAGUUUGCAGAAGAUUUGGACUUAA
Messenger RNA from Debaryomyces hansenii CBS767, 285 nucleotides. Its product is annotated as DEHA2E00308p. The transcript has a single exon. The coding region runs from base 1 to 285 and encodes 94 amino acids. NCBI's taxonomy places the organism in Eukaryota, Fungi, Ascomycota, Pichiomycetes, Serinales, Debaryomycetaceae. The record is from RefSeq and is a predicted model, not a curated record.